This is a messenger RNA of Hansenula anomala, 306 nucleotides long. It is a transcript of the gene LSM2, whose product is annotated as Sm-like protein LSM2. Gene Ontology annotation, biological process: mRNA splicing, via spliceosome. The coding region runs from base 1 to 306 and encodes 101 amino acids. The record is from RefSeq and is a predicted model, not a curated record. The transcript is spliced from 4 exons. Gene Ontology annotation, cellular component: Lsm1-7-Pat1 complex; U4/U6 x U5 tri-snRNP complex; P-body. Gene Ontology annotation, molecular function: RNA binding. NCBI's taxonomy places the organism in Eukaryota, Fungi, Ascomycota, Saccharomycetes, Phaffomycetales, Wickerhamomycetaceae.
AUGCUUUUCCUUUCUUUUUUUAAGACAUUGGUUGACCGUGAAGUUACCGUUGAACUUAAAAACGGGAUUGAAUUAAAAGGUACAUUGAAAACAGCAGAUCAAUACUUCAACUUAAAACUAGAUAAUGUUUCCACAACUAAUGAAUUAAAAUUUCCACAUCUUUCAUCAGUCAAGAGUAUAUUUUUAAGAGGGUCUACUGUUAGAUAUGUCUACAUAAGUAAAAAUGAUGUUGAUACCAACUUGCUACAGGAUGCCGCUAGAAGAGAAGCUUUAGCCAACUCUGGUAAACCAAUUGCUGGAAGAUGA